This is a messenger RNA of Haplochromis burtoni (Burton's mouthbrooder), 1831 nucleotides long. Its product is annotated as olfactory receptor 2T11-like. Gene Ontology annotation, cellular component: membrane. Gene Ontology annotation, biological process: G protein-coupled receptor signaling pathway. Gene Ontology annotation, molecular function: olfactory receptor activity; G protein-coupled receptor activity. NCBI's taxonomy places the organism in Eukaryota, Metazoa, Chordata, Actinopteri, Cichliformes, Cichlidae. The coding region runs from base 44 to 1831 and encodes 595 amino acids. The transcript is spliced from 2 exons. The record is from RefSeq and is a predicted model, not a curated record.
UCUGUCGUAUUCAUUACUGAUUAAAUUUUUUUUGAAUAUAGCAAUGGAUGAUGAAUUAAAUGUAACAUAUAUAACCCUUGAUGGUUAUGUCGAACUUAAGCGAUGCGGAUAUCUAUAUUUUUUAAUUAUGGUUGCACUUUAUGUUUUAAUAAUUAUAAGUAAUUCAACCAUUGUGUUCCUGAUCUGCAUUCAUCGAAAUCUCCAUGAGCCUAUGUACAUUUUCAUUGCAGCUUUGUCAGUGAACUCAGUUGUCUUCAGCACUGCGAUCUACCCAAAACUCUUUGUUGAUGUUCUAUCCGAAAAACAGGUGAUUUCUUUUUCAGCAUGUCAAUUUCAGCAUUUUAUGUAUUACUCAAUAGGUGGCUCUGAUUUCUUACUGUUAUCAGCAAUGGCAUUUGACAGAUAUGUGUCUAUAUGUAAGCCUUUAAAGUAUCCAGUCAUUAUGAGACAAACAACCAUCAAUAUUUUGCUAUUUGUAGCUUGGUUUUUGCCUGGCCUUCAAGUUGCAGUGUCGCAUGCAUUAGUUCUUAAUAAUAAACUCUGUAAUUUCACUUUGAAAGGGAUUUUUUGCAAUAAUUUAUUGUGGAAACUUUACUGUGAGAGCCCACGAACAGCAUUAAUUUACGGUUUAAUUGUGUUGCUAAAUGUUGCUAUUUUUCCUGUGUUGUUCAUACUUUUCACCUAUGCAAAGAUUUUUCUAAUAACCUACAGAAGCAGUAGAGAUAUCCAGAAAAAAGCAGCAGAGACUUGCUUACCUCACCUGUUUGUUUUAAGCAUUUUUACUACUUUUUGUGCAUAUGAUGUCAUUAUAGGUCAAUUAGAAUUUGAUUUUCCAAAAACUGCACAGUUAAUAAUGACUUUACAAGUGGUUUUGUAUAACCCUCUCUUUAAUCCGUUUAUAUAUGGUCUGAAAAUGAAAGAAAUCUCUAAACACCUAAAAAGGUUGUUUUGUCAUCCAGAGGUCCCAAUUGCCUCUGGCCCUGCAUCUGCUCCAGCUGGAGGGCCCAAGGGGCCCAUCCAGCCUCAUGCCUCGUCAGCUGGAGGGCCCGAGAAGCCCGUCCAGCACCACGCCUCGUCAGCUGGGGGUUCAGGAGAACCCAGCCAGCACAUCCUCAUGUCUGCUUACAGUCCGGGGAAGUCCGUUCAGCCACCGCCUGCUGUAUCAUCCCCUGCGACUUCCACACCGUUGCCUGCAGCAUCAUCAUCAGCUACUUCCACACCGUCGCCUGCAGCAUCAUCAUCAGCUACUUCCACAUCGUCACCUGCAGCAUCCCUGCCUGCAACCUCCACACCGUCGCUUGCAGUGUCAGGUUCCGCAGCCGCCACGCUGCCGUCAGGUUCCGCAGCCGCCACACUGCCGUCAGGUUCCGCAGCCGCCACGCUGCCGUCAGGUUCCGCAGCCGCCACGCUGCCGUCCAGGUCCAGCCUGUGUGGCUUCAUUCUCGCCUGGUCCCGCCUCGUCGGCUUCAUCCACGUCGGCUUCAUCCACGUCGGCUUCAUCCACGUCGGCUUCAUCCACGUCGGCUUCAUCCACGUCUGGUUCUGCGAUUGCUACACCAUCAUCAGAUCCAGUUUGGCUUGUACCACCUCGCCUUUGCCCGCCACCUUCCAGGCCUCUACUUGGGUGUCAAGGGUGGCCUCUAGACCUGCUCUCUCGCCGCCGCCACUGCCUUCCGCGUGGCCGGCCUCCGGACCUGUUUGGUUGCCGCCACAGCCUCCUAAUUUGCUUUGCCUGCGUCGCAGCCGCUGCUGCUGUCCGCGCGGCCGGCUCCCUGAACUGUUUUUGGCCCCAUGUUGUCUACCUUCGGGUCGACCCCAAGUUUGGUGUUGA